AUGUUAGGGCUACAGUCAUCGACGAUCAGACGUGACAACGAGAAUGUGGUCCCUUACGUGUCCCCUGCUACUCACCUUCGGCUUCCUGAUUCCAACAAACGUUGGACUUGAGAUGUCGAGAUGUAAACUAGACAUAGCCUUUAUCGUUGAUUCGUCGAGCAGUAUAUGGGUCAAAGACUUCGAACGCCAAACCUCCUUUAUCCACGACGUUGUCGACUCAUUCGAAUCUGUGCCGGAUGAUGUUCAGAUCGCAGCGGUAUCCUUCAGUAACCAUGUCUUCGACGAGUUCAAAUUCAACGCCUUCAGUGACCGUGACAGUAUUCUUGAUGCUGUUAGCAACAUCCGGUACAGCAAAGGUGACGCCACCAGAACGUAUCUGGCAAUAGAACGCAUGCGCACAGACCUGUUUGCGCCUGGUAAUGGUGCCAGAGACGACGCUGUACAUGUAGCUGUGGUUCUCACUGAUGGUGGCACAAAUCCAGGCUCGUACGAUCAGUACUCUAACAGUGAGGGCAAAGCAAAGACACAAGAAGAGGCAGAGCUGGCCAAACAGGCAGGAAUAUACAUGUUCGCUAUUGGAAUCGGAGAUGGAGUGGAUGAAACGGAACUCAGAGGUAUCGCGUCGGAGCCUGACGACAAAUUCUUCUUUAUCGUGGAUAACUAUGACAAGCUGGAUACCGCACACAUCAAGAGUCUUCUGGCCUGUCGCGCAUGUAGAGCACCGACGUUUGAAUUCACAACCACCAAUGCACGCCGAGCAGCAGACGCUCGUUACAGCCGCCAAGUCUCCGCCGACAGUGCACGAGAAGUGUGCCACGGAGACCCAGUUGAUAUUAUUUUUAUCCUUGACGAGUCUACCAGUAUCCGAUCCCAAGCCAAUUUCAAGAAAGAGCUUGACUUUGUCCGAGAUGUGUCCGACAUGUUUGAUAUUGGACCGGAUAUGACGCACGUUAGUGUUAUCACCUACAGCGACGAAAGCCAGAUGCGGUUCACCUUGAGCAAGUACACGGAUAAGUCCAGCCUUGAGCACGCCAUAGAGAACAUCGACUGGAGCACCGGAAACACAUAUACCAACAAAGCUCUCGACCUCCUCCUAUCUCAGAGUCUGACCGAGGUCCGAGACGGGGUCUCACACAUUGGAAUCGUCGUCACCGACGGAAAGUCGACUGAUUCUAAGAAAACAAGACAAUCAGCUCAGAAUGUUCUAGCAACAGGGAAUAUUGAGAUGUUCGCUGUUGGAAUUGGUGGUGCGUACAAGCCUGAGUUGGAUAUUAUGGCGUCCAAGCCCUCAGAAGACUAUGUAUACCAGAUCGAUAAUUUGGAUGCCCUGGAGUCUCUCAAACACAAAUUCGCCUUCCGUAUUUGCAAAGAACAACCUGGAUGCAGUUUGGCUGAGGGCUGUAACCAGUACAAGGCAGAUAUUGUGGUAGUGUCGGACGCCUCUACCAGUAUCGGAGACGCCAGCUUUGCCAAACAAAAGGACUUCAUCGCCAGUAUAGUAGAGAAAUACAACAUUGGGCCUGACGGAGUGCAGAUCGGCAUGGUUUCCUACUCCGACGACGCACACGUCGACUUCAACCUAAACCGCUACGGGUCGGAGGCCGAGAUAAUGUCGGCCAUUACGGAGGUUAAAUAUCUUACCGGAGUGACGUAUACAGACAAGGCCAUUGAGAUGAUGACGCAGCAAUCAUUCACUUCCGGGGCGGGAGCACGUGACGGUGUGCCAAAGGUUGGCAUUAUCAUUACAGAUGGUGUGUCGCGUGACCAAGUGAGAACACAAGAAAUGGCAAGGAACGCAAAAGCACAAGGCAUCACUCUUUUUGCCAUCGGUGUUGGCAGCAGUAUUGACUUAGACGAGCUCCAAGGAAUAGCGUCUGACCCCGCCCCCUACUUUACCUUCAUGGUGGACGACUUCGCUUCUUUGGUAGAUCACGAAGAUAUCCUCAUCAAGAAGACAUGCGCGGGCCCUGCACCUGAACCUGUUGCUAAGCGGGAUAGCCAAUAUGAAAUUGAGGAUAUGAAAUCUCUGUUUCAUUUGUUAGAAGCAAAAGCACAACGCGGAUCAAACCAAAUCAGCCGCAAACCUCUGCCUUUCAUGUUCGGUGGAAACAUCUUGGCGGAACGUUCAAUCCACCCUUCAGUCGAGGUACCCUUGUCGGGAUGUAAACUAGACGUAGCGUUUGUGGUGGACUCGUCCAGCAGCAUCUAUAUCGAGGACUUUAAGAAACAGAGAUCUUUCCUCUAUGACGUUGUUAACAUGUUUGAAACUGUUACUGACGACGUCCAGUUCGCCGCAGUUUCAUUCAGCAACCAAGUGUUCAAUGAAUUUAGGUUCAACAACUUUACCACCCGCGACGAUAUUUUGGCAGCGACAAGGAAGAUACGAUACAGCGCUGGCGACGCUACCAGAACAUACCUAGCCAUAGAACGCAUGCGCACCGACCUAUUUGCUCCUGGAAAUGGCGCACGAGAUGAUGCAUUACACAUUGGCGUUGUUCUUACCGACGGCGCCACCAAUCCAGGAUCAUACGAUAUGUAUUCAACUGAAGAAGGAAAAGCAGAGACACAAAAUCAAGCAAGAAUGGCCAAAACAAGUGACGGUAUUCAUAUGUUCGCUGUUGGUAUAGGGAGUUCAGUGGACCUUAACGAACUCCGCGGCAUUGCAUCUGAUCCGGAUGAGAAGUACCUUAUCACCGUGGACACCUACACAAAGCUUGAUACAGAACAUAUAAAGAAGUUAUUGGCAUGUCGCUUCUGUAGAGCUCCAACAUUAUAUCAAAGCUCCGGCUCCUUAAGACGAUCAUUGUAUGCUUCGCUGUUUGACAACCAUAUUACCAGCCAAGAACGACGAACAUUAUACGCUCGUGCAACAAACCAGAUUUCAACUAAAGAAAUACAAAGAGAAUGCUAUGCAAAUCCUGUCGACAUUAUUUUUAUCCUUGACGAGUCGACAAGCAUCGGUUCUCAAGAAAACUUCAGGAAGGAACUUGAUUUUGUUAGAGACGUGUCCGACAUGUUUGAUAUUGGGCCGCAAAAGACACACAUAAGUGUUAUCACGUACAGUGACGAAAGCCAGAUGCGAUUCAGCCUGCACAAGUACAUGGAUAAGGGGAGUCUCGAGAGCGCCAUAGAGAACAUUGACUGGACAACUGGAAACACAUACACCAAUAAGGCUUUGGACCUCCUUCUUCGUCACAGCUUGUCCGAGGUCCGCGACGGGAUAACCCACAUCGGAAUCCUCAUAACGGACGGAAAGUCGACGAAUACCGAGAUGACGAGAGCGUCCGCACAUAAUGUGUUAGCAACCGAAAAUAUCGAGAUGUUUGCUAUCGGGAUUGGUAGUGCUUACAAACCCGAACUGGACAUGCUGGCAUCUAAACCAUCAAGUGACUACGUGUUCCAGAUUGACAACCUGGACAGUCUGGAAAUGCUAAGGAAUAGAUUUGUCCACCGCGUUUGCAAAGAAAAACCUGGAUGUGCAGAACCUGAGCGAUGUAACAAGUACAAGGCAGAUAUUGUAGUCGUGUCGGACGCUUCCACAAGUAUAAACAGCACGAACUUCGUCAAGCAAAAAGACUUCAUCGCCAGCUUGGUUAGCAGGUAUAACAUUGGGCCAAAUGGUGUCCAAAUCGGCAUGAUCUCCUUUUCCACAGAUGCUCAUAUCGACUUCAACCUGAACAGCUACGGAACAGAGAGCGACUUAAGGGCUGCCAUCUCACAGGUCCACUAUAUGGGAGGAGACACUUCCACCGAUGAUGCUUUAGACCUAAUGACAAAGCAGGCAUUCACAACAAGCGCAGGAGCACGGCCCAAUCUUCCCAAACUAGCGAUUGUCAUCACCGACGGGUCACCCCAAAACCAGGCCAGGACAAGGCAAAUGGCGGCGGCAGCCAAGGCUCAGGGUAUUAUCAUAUAUGCCAUCGGUAUUGGCAGCAGUGUCGAAAUGAAAAAUCUAAAGGAGGUGGCAUCCUCUCCAGGAGAGUACUUCACCUUCAUGAUAGAUGACUUUUCCUCACUGAUGGACCAAGAAGGCAUCCUCAUCAAAAAGACGUGCUCUGGUUCCAUGGGGGCACAGGCUCAGCAAUGAAAGGUAACCCAUGGUUAGGAGACUUAAGGUCGCUGAGAAUAAUGUGCUGACUACGUGUUCGUACACAAAGAGGUGCAUUGUGCUUGAACUAUUGCUGGAGACAACACACACCAGACCGUUGUGUUGAACAUUAACAAUUGGAAUCAACCGGUCUUAAUGGGAUUUAACAGUCCAUAACAUGUGCACUGAAUACUUCAAGUACGUGUAUUGUGUUUAUAUAUCUUAAUACCUGUGCAAACAUUCAAUAAAGAUACUGCAAUUAUAUA
Mizuhopecten yessoensis (Yesso scallop) is the source of this 4353-nucleotide messenger RNA. Its product is annotated as collagen alpha-4(VI) chain-like. The transcript has 25 exons. The coding region runs from base 44 to 4087 and encodes 1347 amino acids. The record is from RefSeq and is a predicted model, not a curated record. NCBI's taxonomy places the organism in Eukaryota, Metazoa, Mollusca, Bivalvia, Pectinida, Pectinidae.